This is a messenger RNA of Bombyx mandarina (wild silkworm), 1086 nucleotides long. RefSeq lists its product as uncharacterized. Lineage: Eukaryota; Metazoa; Arthropoda; Insecta; Lepidoptera; Bombycidae. The record is from RefSeq and is a predicted model, not a curated record.
UAAACUAAUAAUCAAAUAACUAUGAGACUUAAAAUUCAGAAAUAAGUUUUUAAUUAACUAAUGCCUUUGAACUGUCGCUUGUCAAACCGAUAAUUUAUAAGUACAUUCAUUUGUUUUCAAAUGUGGAACCAAAUAAUUUUAGACAUUGAGUGUAUUGUUUGCAACAAAUCGUUGCAGAAGAUUAAUCACAACCCGUCGCAUACGUUUAAAAUGGGUAAAGUGCCUAACAAUCGACGUUUAAGGACCCCGAAUUGGACACAAGCAGAGAAACAAUAUCUUCUUGAAUUAAUAAAAGUGCGUAAAGAUGUCGUCGUUACGAAAAAUAACAAUGGGCCUAAUUAUUCCGAGGAGAAAGAUAUCGCUUGGAACGAAAUCUUACGGGAAUUAUCGGUAAAAUAUGGAACCAAAUUUCAAGGAAGUUCGAUAAAGAAAGUUAAAACACAAUGGCAGAACAUGAAGAGGAUCGCUCGAGAAGAGGUCGCUUUGAACGGAGAAUUAUUUCAGAAGUACACACCGCAAUCUUUAGAAGUUUGUCAUAUUUUAGAGGUUAUCAAGGACGGAAUUUUAAAAGUUGAAAAUCAAAGUCUUAAUGAAACAAGACUCACUACUAAUGUGGAGAUUAAAACGGAGUCCGUCGACGAAGAUCUUGACCAGUCAUGUUGCAGCGGUACAAAUAUAAAUGGUUCGUCUUCGUCUACAUUUGAAGUAAUUUAUAGAAAUAGUAGAAAUUCUCGAGAAUUUGAAGCUUCUUGUACAACUUCUGAGCAAGAUUCGACUGCCAAUGACACUGAAAUGGCUUUAGAAGAAAACAGAGAUGUUGAAGAAAACAUACAAAAAUCAAGGCAUGCAUCAGUAAUGACAGACUUUGAAGAUAUUGAUGAUGAAACGAAUGACACGAUCAGAAAUCAAGCGAAAGAAUUCUUAAAAUAUACCUGCACGGAAAGGCAAAUAAAGAUGGAGUCUUUAAAAGAAGAAAGGCAGGUUAUUAGAGCAAUGAGAGAAACUGCAGAAUUAAAUAAAAUUAUAGCUGAACAAAAACUAAAACAUGUGUUAUGGGUGAAUAAACAACAGAUGGCGUUAGUUUGA